This is a messenger RNA of Dentiscutata erythropus, 1362 nucleotides long. NCBI's taxonomy places the organism in Eukaryota, Fungi, Glomeromycota, Glomeromycetes, Diversisporales, Gigasporaceae. The record is from the annotation of a GenBank genome assembly.
AAAAUGAAUAAAUGGUAUUAUAACCUUGUUUCGGAAGAAUAUGAAACACAUAUUCGACGAACAAUAAUUCAUAGAGAUAAUAAAAGCAUAAUCGUCCGUGAAAUUUCACAUGAACUAGAAGUUUUAGACCUUCAUAAAGUACUUACACCAGUUAUAACACGAGAUAGCGGACAAGAUAAUAUUUGCUUUAAGAUGUGCUUUAGUAAAUAUAAUUGGUCAGGCAAUCGUUCCUCGCUGUGGUAUUUAGGACUUUCGGAUGAAAAUAAUAUUCAGUUUCUACAAGAAACAGUAACACAAAAAUAUCCAAAUCUUUUUAAUCACUAUUCGCAAACUAUAAAAGCAUUUAAUACCGAGAAGACUUUAAAAAACUCUCUUACCCGUAUGAAAUACCAAUUAAAAACAGUCAUGGAAACAGAAGAGACUCCUAUAAGAAAAGGAAUAGUUCUUAAUAAGUCCGGAAAAUACUUAACGCCUCAGGAAACUCAAGCCUUAAUAGUUGAAUAUAAUACAAUUAAGAAUGAGUUAAAGAAUGCCAAAAAAACCAUUACACGGUUAAAAGAAAAAAUUACCAGAUUAACAAGUUUACCUGAUCAAGAUAUAGAUUCGUCCCAUGAUGAAAUAGUACGUACAACUAUCGAUGAUUUAAUUGAAGAAUGGAAGCUUGGCUCAACAUUACUUGUAGAUACAAAAACAUACUUAUCAUUAGUUCUUGAAAAACCCUGCAAUAAUUGUGGAAACUAUCUGAUCUCAAAACGAGACUGCCAAUUAAUAGUUAUAGGUUUUAAAGCUAAAUGCUUUAUACGAUGUAAAGAAUGCGAAACUAUCAUAGAAAUUUCGAAUGAAAAAAAGGAUAUUUGUUUCUCAAAAGCAGUAGCUGCUGGCGGAUUAGGAGCUGGAAUUACUCGGCAUGCAGUGCAAAGUUUUUUGGCAACCAUCGGUAUUACAUCGCAAUGUUCCAAAGCAAUUUACCAUAAUCAUCAACACCAAUUAUUUUCAAAAAUAAUUGAAUUAGCAAAAUCGUCAACAAAUAAUGCAAUUAUAAACUGUAUAGAUCAUGUUGAACAAGCACUUACUGAACAAGCUAAUUCAACUAAAUCGGAGUUAGAUGAGCAUAAAAAAAUUCUUCCAAUUAGUUUUGAUGUAUCGUGGUCACAUGGAAGAAAUGCUAAACAGGCAAGCGGCGAAUUCAUAUGCCAUUUGGAAUUUGAAGCUGUUAUUAGAAGCAAUGAUCAAGAAAGAAAAGAGAUUCGGUAUGAGGUUCGACAGAGACAUGACACAAAUGGUACUGUUUUUGAUGAUAUGGCAAACCUAAUUCGUGAAGUAGCUGAUGAUGCAAAAAAGGCUUUCCCAGAUAGUUUUUAG